Messenger RNA from Colletotrichum karsti, 1491 nucleotides. Its product is annotated as gpi-anchored wall transfer protein. The transcript is spliced from 2 exons. NCBI's taxonomy places the organism in Eukaryota, Fungi, Ascomycota, Sordariomycetes, Glomerellales, Glomerellaceae. The coding region runs from base 1 to 1491 and encodes 496 amino acids. Gene Ontology annotation, cellular component: membrane; endoplasmic reticulum. Gene Ontology annotation, molecular function: glucosaminyl-phosphatidylinositol O-acyltransferase activity. The record is from RefSeq and is a predicted model, not a curated record. Gene Ontology annotation, biological process: GPI anchor biosynthetic process; protein localization to plasma membrane.
AUGUCCGCCGCAACGGCCGAAAGCUACAAGAAGCUCAAGGAGGAUUUUGUAUCCAACCUCUCCGGUGGUCUCGUCAGCGAGGUCAACUACGUGACCGCUGUCGCACCCGUCGCAGUCCUUCUUUGGUCUGUCCUCCAAUCCCGCCAAUCCUUCUUCAAACCCUACACGCCUCUGUCCGCAGUGGUCGACUACUUCCUCAACGUCACCGCCAUCCUUCUCUCGACAACCCUCUACGCCUCCUCCCCCCUGCUCCUCAACCUCCUCCUCCUCGCUCCGGCCGUCCUCGUCUACGCCUUCCCGCCUAACACGCGGCGCAAGAAGCCCGCCGUUCCACCAAAUGCAAAGUCUCAGGCGGCCGGAGAGGACUCGCUCUCCGUGCUCUCGGUCAAGCCCUUCCUGACGCACUACCGCGGCAGCAUGAUGGUCGUCACCUGCAUCGCCAUCUUGGCCGUCGACUUCCGCCUGUUCCCGCGCCGCUUCGCAAAGGUCGAGACCUGGGGCACCUCGCUGAUGGACAUGGGCGUCGGAUCGUUCGUAUACAGCGCCGGUGUCAUCGCCGCGCGCCCCGUCCUCAAGGAGCGCGCCUCCGGCCGGACCACCCCGCUGGCGACCCGCCUGCUCUCCUCGAUGCGCCACUCGCUACCGUUGCUCGUCCUGGGCGUCAUCCGCCUGCUCAGCGUCAAAGGUCUGGACUACGCCGAGCACGUUACCGAGUACGGCGUCCAUUGGAACUUCUUCUUCACCCUCGGCCUGCUCCCGCCCUUCGUCGCCUUGUUCCAAUCCGCCUUGAAGAUUGUGCCGAGCUACGCCGCCCUGGCGAUUAUCUUGGGUGUCAUGUACCAGGUUGUCCUCGAGAGCACGAACCUGAAGUCAUACAUCUUGACUGCGCCGAGGACAGACUUGAUUUCAAAGAACCGGGAGGGUAUCUUCAGCUUCAUCGGCUACCUGGCCAUCUUCUUGGCGGGACAGGACACGGGCAUGUAUAUACUGCCCCGAAGCGUCAACCCAAAGAGCGACUCGACGCCGGCGACGCAACGCAGGACUCUCAUCAUGAUGAUGGCCAUCUGGUCUGCAGCGUGGGCGGGCCUGUACUUCUUGAGCACGAGCUACAGUUGGGGUGCCGGUCUCAGCGUGUCGCGCCGGAUUGCGAAUCUGCCCUACAUCCUCUGGACGGCAGCCUUCAACUCGACCCAGAUUCUUGCAUACUGCGUUGUCGACACCAUCUUCUUCCCCUCAUUCUAUAACGCCACCGACGCGAGGGCAGAGAAGGAAGCGUACGAGACAGCGACAAGCAGGGUGUUCCGCGCUUACAACCGUAAUGGCCUCUUCCUGUUCCUCAUUGCCAACCUCUUAACCGGAUUGGUCAACAUAACGGUGCCCACGCUGGACGUUGGGCCGCUUCCGACCAUGGGCAUCUUGGUCGCGUACAGCGCAGCUCUCACUGGUCUUGCGUUGAGUCUGGACGCAUACGACAUAUCUAUAAAACUGUAG